ACUAAACCCGCCCCCUUUAACUCUGAUUGGAGGUUUCUGUGCCCUCUGUGGUCUGAUUGGAUGGAAUCCUCCAAUAGCGGGCUAUGCGGUAGUCAUUCUACACAGCAAUGGCAGCCCUGCAGCUUGAAAAGCAGCGAGGGCGAUAUGCUGCCCUGGCCAUCGCUGCAGUGGUCAUUGUGGUGGGCAUCCCACUCUGGUGGAAGACCACAGAGACCUACCGCGCCUGGCUCCCUUUCUCUGAGAUCAGCGAGCUCGACUCCCUGCAGCUUCAGCUAAGUGUUGAUAUCGAGGUGGUCUUCUCUCGAGGAACACUGACCCCAGAACAGCAGAAAAAGUUUCCACUUAGCCAUGUCAAUGAAAAGGAGCACCAAGUUGAUGCUAAAACAGGUUUGCGGUACAAAUAUGAAACCAGAUAUCGCACUGCCACUAUAAUGGAGGAAGACGCCUUGAAUCAGCCCACUGCUGCAGAGGCAGAUCUGUCCUUACACAUGCUCUCUGAGAGUUCUUGUGGGUCUGUGGUUGUAUAUGUGAUCCCCGAGUCCUCCACCCUUCUGCCAGAGGAUGUGAAAGUGUACGUGGGGCAACGGCGCACUGCGCUGCUACGUUCUCCUCCCUUUAAAACUUCUUGGAGUCUGAAGGAAGUCUUAUCAAAUCUGGAUGUGGAGGUGGAGCAGGUGGUAAGCACCAUGUCCUUCGGUCACCAGGAUAUAGUAGCUGCUCUGAGCAACCGUGUCCGCAUGACCAAAGUGACUAAGGAGAGUAUGGCAGACAGCAUGCGGGCCAUCAAAUCCAGUCCUGGCUACGAGAUCACAUUCAGUCUGCUCAACCCAGACCCAAAGUCACACAGUCUUCACUGGGAUAUCGAAGGCGCCGUUCAAAGCUACAUUCAGCCUUUAUUGAACAAACUCGCCCCUAUAGCCAACUUUUCAGUGGACUCUCAGAUUCUGUAUUAUGCCGUUCUGGGUGUGAAUCCUCGAUUUGACAACAGUGUGUCAGCCUAUACACUCAGUGCAGACAGCUUAUCACAUGUUAUCAACCCUGUUGAGGCCAGACUAGGUUCCAAUGCAGCUUCCUCUAACCCUGUCUUGAACUUCCUGCUAUAUGUGCCAGAUGCCCACCACUCUCCUCUUUUCAUCAGAGACCACAGCAAACGGGAGGUGCCCUCUAACGCCUUCCACAGCCCUCGUUGGGGCGGCAUUAUGGUGUACAAUGUGAAUGAAAUGUACGGACCUGAAGCUGAACGUCCUGUAGAUAUCAACAUUAAUAUGGCGAAAGUGAUGGGUGUGUUUUUGGCACAGUUACGGCUCAUGCUGGGAGUGCAGCAUACUCAUCCUCCCACAGGCUUUGUGCUGCAGAGUCCAGGCAGCGCUGGACUGGCUGACUGGGAGCUGGACCGGCUACUGUGGAGCCGCAGUGUGGAGAACAUCGCCACCGCCAGCACCACCAUCACCUCGCUGGCUCAGCUCCUCGACCAGAUUGGAAACAUCGUCAUCAAUGACAACAUCGCACAGCAGGUUUCCAGUGCAGUGACAUCACUUCAGUCUGCUGUCGCCGAGUUGGAGGCCGGGAACCUGGCCUUUGCGCUUCAGUACAGCAGGGAGGCCAUUUUGGCUUCAGAGAGGGCCUUUUUCGACCCCUCUCUUUUGCAUCUUCUUUAUUUUCCAGACGAUCAGAAAUUCGCCAUCUAUAUUCCUCUUUUCCUACCCAUGUGUGUACCUAUUGUGCUCUCGCUACUGAAAAUUGUGAGUGAAGCUAAGAAAAGGCGAGCAGAUAAACAAGCCAAAAGUGACUGAGAAACCACGGCUUGUUUGACGCAUACACACUAAUGGCUGCAUUUGUGUAGAAUGUUCAAAAAACACACUGAUUCAUUAAAAGAUGAUGUGUGUGGUGUACAUUUACACUUUAUUUAUUAGACCAAUAGUCUAACUGUCAUCGGAUGAAAAAGAUAAAGUAAAAGUGCAGUUUGAAAUGUG
Molecule: messenger RNA, 1973 nt
Organism: Cyprinus carpio (common carp)
Lineage: Eukaryota; Metazoa; Chordata; Actinopteri; Cypriniformes; Cyprinidae
Gene: pigs
Product: phosphatidylinositol glycan anchor biosynthesis, class S
Biological process (GO): attachment of GPI anchor to protein
Cellular component (GO): GPI-anchor transamidase complex
Source: RefSeq, a predicted model, not a curated record